Molecule: messenger RNA, 838 nt
Organism: Phaedon cochleariae (mustard beetle)
Lineage: Eukaryota; Metazoa; Arthropoda; Insecta; Coleoptera; Chrysomelidae
Source: the annotation of a GenBank genome assembly
AUGUUUAUCUUUUAUAAUGCAUUGAGAUAUCCGGAAUCAAGAUUAGCUAAACUAUUCAACGGGAGCAUACCUAUCGUAUUAGAUUCUCUCAAACAGCAUUACUUCAUUGACAGAGACGGUGGUAUGUUCAGGCAUAUCCUCAACUUCAUGAGGAACUCCAGGCUACUGAUACCUGAUAACUUCCAAGAUCUCGACCUCCUGCUGGAAGAGGCUAAAUAUUUCGACAUCACACAACGCCUGAAGAACGGCGUCCUUCAGAGAGGCGCGGUGACAGGAGGCGGAGCGGGGCCGUUCCCCAAGGCCUCCGAUCUCUCUUCCCGACCGGGCCAAGACGCCUACGAGUGCGUCGCACUGCACGUGAGUCCGGACCUGGGAGAGCGGAUCAUGCUGAGCGGAGACCGAUCGCUGCUGGACGAGGUGUUUCCUGAUACGAACCAGGCGGUGAUGGACACCAGGACGGGAGUCGCGUUUCCCCUAAACGGUUUCUGCAAACUGAACUCCAUGCAAGUGAUAACGAGGCUGCUGAACGCUGGCUUCCAGAUAGCAGCCAGCAACGGAGGUGGAGUUGAGGGCCAACAAUUCUCCGAAUACCUUUUCAUCAGGAAAGUCUUGCCCGGCUGAAAGCUCAGAGAAAACAGUUUAUGUUUCCGUUGAAUAAUAGGGUUAUUGAAUUUGAGCCUUAUCGUGCUACUGGAACUUUGAAGAUUAUCACUAUGCCUUCGAGUAGAAGGAUAAUGCAGGUUCUGAAGGCCAAGGUCGAUUUCAUGGUCAUCACAAAACAUCACGUGGUAAAAUUACGUAUCAGAUCUUUGACUAAUACUUGAUAAGUAUACUCAGA